This is a messenger RNA of Anguilla rostrata (American eel), 5998 nucleotides long. RefSeq names its product BTB (POZ) domain containing 3a (gene btbd3a). Gene Ontology annotation, cellular component: cytosol. Gene Ontology annotation, biological process: cerebral cortex development; dendrite morphogenesis; neurogenesis. NCBI's taxonomy places the organism in Eukaryota, Metazoa, Chordata, Actinopteri, Anguilliformes, Anguillidae. The transcript is spliced from 4 exons. Bases 924 to 2489 code for a protein of 521 amino acids. The record is from RefSeq and is a predicted model, not a curated record. Gene Ontology annotation, molecular function: protein binding.
UGUCGCUUUAAUUGAGGAGCUUUGCAUAUUCCAGUAGGUGCCGCGCGCUAAAGCCUCAGCCAAUCGGGGGGAGCCUCUCCAUCCAGCCAUUGGCUCGGUUUCCGUGGCAGCCCUGCGUCCGUCCACGGGGGUUUGCUCUCGUCCUCCGCCGCGCUCCUCUCGCCCCGUUCAGCGCCCGCGGUCGAGUAGAAACGAGCCGUCGCCGGGGUCCGUCCGUCGACCGCCGUCUCCGAGCAACGUCCACGGGAGCCUCGUCCCCGCAGAAGCUGGGAGUGGGAGGGGGGGCGGGCUGCCAGCAUCGCUGCGGCUGCAGCUGCGCUGUAUCCAGGGCUGUCAGGUGCACGAGAGUGAGAGAGGGAGAGAGAGAGCGAGAGAGAGAGAGGGAGGGAGAGCUAUAGCGAGAGAGAGAGAGGGAGGAGGAGAGCUAUAGCGAGAGAGAGAGAGAGAGAGAGAGGGAGAGAGAUAGGGAGAGACAGCAAGAGAGAGAGAGAGGAAGAGAGCGCGAGAGAGAGAGUGGUGGGGAGGGGGACAGCAGUCGAGCAGUCGACCCAUUCGGUAACUUACCAGUGAUGGAGAGCCAAGGGGACUGUCGCACGUCGGAUCAAACUUAAAGGAAGGAAGCAGUUUGGCUUUAUCGGACCGAGGCAGCAGGAGCGAUCCUUCUAAAAGGACGAAGAGAAGAGACGCACGAGCAAGGGGAACGAAAGAAGGGAGUGAGGUGGAGGACGAAUAAAGUGAAUUCACUCUGAAAAGAUUGAGCUAAUAAAAAAUAAUAAAUAAAAGAGGAAUCAAGUGCCUGGCUGCCACUUUUUUUCCUCCCCCUCUCUGCUUUUUGCAAGACUGUCUUGUCCUGUUCCCUUUUUUUUCCUUCCGGAAAGCUCUUCUCUGUAUGCCGCUCCGCUGCUCUGCAGGUGCCGGGACUCAUGGUGGAUGCCAAGGGACGGAACAUGAAAUGUCUGACUUUCUUCUUGAUGCUUCCAGAGUCGGUGAGAAUCAGGUCGAAUAAGGGGCCCAAGAAGGGCAGCCCCACAAACUCCAAGCUGCCCCCCGUCUGCUAUGAGAUCAUCACCCUGAAGACCAAGAAGAAGAAGAAGAUGGCUGCGGAGAUCUUCCCCACCAAGAAGCCGGCCACGGCGGCGUCGGCGUCGACCACCACGGUCCAGCAGUACCAGCAGCAGAACCUCAACAACAACAACACCAUCCAGGGCUGCAACUGGCAGGGGCUGUACCCCACUAUCCGAGAGAGGAAUUCCGUGAUGUUUAACAAUGAGCUGAUGGCAGAUGUUCACUUUGUUGUGGGCCCACCUGGGGGGACUCAGCGCCUACCCGGACACAGAUACGUCCUGGCCGUGGGAAGCUCCGUGUUCCACGCCAUGUUUUACGGGGAGCUGGCGGAGGACAAGGACGAGAUACGGAUCCCCGACGUGGAGCCGGCCUCCUUCCUGGCCAUGCUCAGGUACAUAUAUUGCGACGAGAUAGACCUGUGCGCGGACACGGUCCUGGCCACCCUGUACGCCGCCAAGAAGUACAUCGUGCCCCACCUGGCGCGGGCCUGCGUCAACUUCCUGGAGACCAGCCUGAGCGCCAAGAACGCGUGCGUGCUGCUGUCGCAGAGCUGCCUGUUCGAGGAGCCCGACCUGACGCAGCGCUGCUGGGAGGUGAUCGACGCCCAGGCCGAGCUGGCGCUGCGGUCCGAGGGCUUCUGCGACAUCGACGCGCAGACGCUGGAGAGCAUCCUGCUGCGGGAGACGCUCAACGCCAAGGAGCUGGUGGUGUUCGAGGCGGCGCUGAGCUGGGCCGAGGCCGAGUGCCAGCGGCGGGAGCUGCCGCCGUCCAUCGACAACAAGCGCAAGGUGCUGGGCAAGGCCGUCUACCUGAUCCGCGUGCCCACCAUGGCGCUGGACGACUUCGCCAACGGCGCGGCGCAGUCGGGCGUGCUGACGCUCACCGAGACCAACGACAUCUUCCUGUGGUACACGGCGGCCAAGAAGCCCGAGCUGCAGUUCGCCAGCGAGCCGCGCAAGGGGCUGUCGCCGCAGCGGUGCCACCGCUUCCAGUCCUGCGCCUACCGCAGCAACCAGUGGCGCUACCGGGGCCGCUGCGACAGCAUCCAGUUCGCCGUGGACAAGCGCGUCUUCAUCGCCGGCUUCGGGCUCUACGGGUCCAGCUGCGGCUCGGCCGAGUACAGCGCCAAGAUCGAGCUCAAGCGGCAGGGCGUGGCGCUGGGCCAGAACCUCAGCAAGUACUUCUCGGACGGGUCCAGCAACACCUUCCCGGUGUGGUUCGAGUACCCGGUGCAGAUCGAGCCCGACACCUUCUACACGGCCAGCGUGGUGCUGGACGGCAACGAGCUCAGCUACUUCGGGCAGGAGGGCAUGACCGAGGUCCAGUGCGGGAGGGUCACCUUCCAGUUCCAGUGCUCCUCGGACAGCACCAACGGGACGGGCGUGCAGGGGGGGCAGAUCCCCGAACUCAUCUUCUACGCCUGAAGACCCCCCCCCCUCCUCUCUCUCUCUCCUGUUCCUCCCUUUCUUUUUCACAUACCCAAGGGGCAGGGCGUGAAGGAAGGAGGUAUAUCUCUGAACUCAUGUUCUAUGACUGAAAUAACCCUCCUCCCCCCACCCCUAGAAUAAUCCUCACCUUCCUGCUCCUUCCUCUCCCCCAUUUUUUAGUCAUUCAUUGUUCUUUCUCUCUUGGGUCUUGACCUUCUCACACCCAUUCUUCUUUGUUUUUUGCUGGGCCUCUUGCUUUGGUUCUGAUGAAGAUCGGUGCGGGGGCCAACACCGGCUCCUUCCUAUGGGAUUACUCGACCCCGGGGGCCCUGCUAGGCCUAGCCGGGCCCUCCCUCCCUCCAUCCUAAUCCUAAUCUGCCCGUCCCCUGUGUAACUGAUUUCGGAAACUGUCCCGUGUGUUAACUGUACCGGUCAUUGGUUUGACUCAUCAAUUGGAGCCAGUGGUACCUUUUAUGCAAAGUGAUCUGCAGAUUUCCCACGAAUUGAUCCACGCCCAUUAAAAAGUCUUAAGAGAUAUUUUUUGAUUAAGCUGUGUGUUGUAUAGCUGUACAGAAUUGCAGCAUAGGAACUGCUUGAGAAGUUGUCACUCCUCAAAUUUAUUCUUUUUGGCACUAGGGUAAAAAGUAGCAAGCUGUGGAUUCUGCUCUCUCAUCGUGUAUGUACAUAUGUAAAUAGGUAUAUAUAUAGACUAUAGAAUUACACCAUGUAUGCUUCUACUGAUUCUCCUGUGUUAAAAUUUAUAUUUAGAUUUGUGAGGAAACUAAUACAGUGCUAUUCUUAUCAGUGUACUCAUGAUAGAACCUAACAGAUACGUUGCUUUGGAAAUUUGGAACUCGGAACUUUGAACCUUUGUCUGAGUCAUAAAAAUACGCAAAUUGUAGCUAAUCUUUUAUUGAUAGAAAUCAUUACUGUAUAUCACCAUAGUCUAUUUUUAUUAAAUAGGCUACUCAAACUUUGUAGCUAUAAACCUAAUUUUAUUAAUAAUCCAAAAAACGGCAAUUUGGACCUAAUUAGAAAGUGCAUACAUUUUUUAUUUAUUUACAUUUUUCUGAAUGAUUCAUAUCAGUUUCAUUGACACUGACAAUCUUUGGCCUCAUUUGCUAACUGCUUGAUUUUGUUCUUGCCCUUUAUAUGAAAUUAGAAAUUUUUCAACAUUGUGUUCUUUAGCAAUAGUGCUAGGGACCUGUCUAAGCAUUUACAAGCUUCUGUUCGAUGGAAAGUGUGACUUGUUUCCGUUUCAGCGCUUGCUUUUUUUGCAUCGAUGAUUAUUGCAUGGGAUACACACGGUUUCAUACCCGCUCAGUGUGGCCAGUUGUUCCCUAGCGGUUCGUAUCUCUGUUGUAAUUGUUUUCUAACGCUUCAAGCCUAAUGCUUGUUUUCUGAUAACAAGUGAAGCGCUUGCACAUUGCAGCAAUACCAAUUCAGGAACCAUUUGUCAUUUUCAUCUUAUUUUCUACCUUUGUUUUACCCCUCAAGUAGUACUUUUGAAACCUUGAAAAGCAAUCAUGGAAUUUGACACCAAAGUAAAAGUAGCCUAUUUGUCAUAAGAUUUAAGAUUAUUUUGCUGUUUUGACCCGGGUGAAAAAUCACAUGGUAUAUGUUGAGUAUAUGUUUAUAUAUUUGAAAUCUUACUUAUUAAUUGCAAUAAAAGGAAUAUGUGAAUAUGCAUGGCAGGGCUAUAAUGGAUUUCCAUACGGACGUUAGUGGAGUGAAACUCUAAUUCUGAUGGGUUAUGUAGUGCCUGCAGGUACAGACUGUGUGAGCAAUGCAGUUUCACAAUCAACCAAGGGCCUGAUUUACUAAGACCUUUAGCGUAUGCAAAACCUUUUAGCGCACACAAAGCCAGUAACAUGGCCAGUGAUUGGUCAUUGUGUUUGUUUUGCACCAAUCAUUGGUUGUUUUGCUAGUUUUGCACGUGCUCAAGGUCUUUGUAAAUCAGGCCCCUAGCGUUCACGUUACAGGCACAUUACACUGUUUGCCCUUCGCUUGAAGUGUGUAAUUCCUUCUACAUAUGAAAUGGCGAAUUACUGGUCAGUAACAGAAGCCUCAGAGUCAGUCUGUAUUUUAAAAAAUAAGUUGGAUUUGUAGCUAAAGUGGGAUAUGAAGUUCGCAAGGGCCCCUGUUUUUCAGGAGUUGAAGAAUCCCUGGAAAAAUUUAAUUUGGGAAUUAACUGUGACUGGGAAUUGCAGAAUGGAAUCCACAGUGGCCGUGCGAUUUAACAUGGAGCUGCCACGCGUAAUGCGAGUUAAAUAGGGAGCGCCGUUUACUUGUUUUGCCCAUUAAAAAAGAGGGAGAAAAUAGGCAUGCAUAUUCAUGCGCAUUUAGCUGCGCUACGCAGGAAGCGUGACUUAAUUAACCGCAAACCGCGCAUCCUGCAUCUGCGCGCAGUGUGCAGCCCCACUGCGCUGCGAUUAUCGCAUUGUUUCUGGAAAGCGCGUUUGCAGAAACGGGCUCGACUCUUAAUUUUCAGAUUGGAUAAUGGCUCGACUACGGUGAAAAUGGGCCUCAGAAAUCAAGAGGCGCCGUGCUUCUGCCGCAUUUAAAAAUCUUUGCCGAACUUGCACCCAGGAGUAGGCAAUUAUGUUCAUUAAAUACGAUUUAAUUGUCGGUUUGGUUUCGCGUUUAUCGCCGAAUGUCUGCGUGGAAGUCUUGGAACAAUUGUUGUUUUGUCUAUAUUGAAAGACGUCCUAAUGGUAAUGUAGAUGGAGUUACGCAGUUAAACACAGGGAUUUAAAACAAAAUUCUGUGAGAAAACUUUAUUGACGGGAGGAAAAAGUGAUUGGACCAUUUUGAAAGGUGGGUUUAGUUCUAAAAACUGAAGAGUAGUGUCCCAAGACUCAUGUUCACUAUUUUAAAAAGUAAUUUGCUGGCCAUAAAGCAAACUAUGAUGUACUAUUUGUGUGUAUACUGUAUACUGCUGUAGCAAACUUUCUUCUUUCAGAAAUUCCCAAGUUAACUUUUGUAUGAAGAUUGAGAAAUGCUUCAUUGUAAUCUGACAUGUAACUCUACCUGACACAGAAUUGACUUGAUCAAAUUAUAUGAAGCCCAACUGGAGAGGAAAGAAACAAUGUCUUCAAUACAUUCGUUUUUGAAUUCCUGUGUGUCAACAUUGUGCAGUAUUUGCAAGACUAAUUAUUAAUACGUUGCACUGUACAGCUUGAUUACUUUUACUCUUUAAUUGUUCUGAUGUAAUUGGAUGAACAUAUCAAUGUGUACAGAGGUGAAGGUUUUGCUUUUAUUGCACUGAUUGUAAGCAUUUUCAAAAAAAAGAAAAGAAAACCACUGCGUAAUGUGUCCUUUCUUGUGGAUUGGCUCCUAAACACAGAAGGUCUGUUUGCUAACCUCCUUAUAAGUGGAUGAAGAGUUAGAGGAAGAGGAAGAAUCGAAGAGCACCUCAGUGAAUGUCCUUGUACUGUGCUCCUGUGUUACAGUGCCAAUAGACCCAUGAAUGUGUAUGAUGGUUGCAAAUAAAAUAGUUACCUGGA